AUGGCUACCGAGCUUCUUCAAAUCGAUUCCCCCGAACUCCGAUUCGUCUUUGAAUUGAAGAAACAAAGCUCAGCUUUGGUUCAACUUGGGAACAACACUGAUCAUUAUAUUGCGUUUAAGGUAAAAACAACUUCACCGAAGAAAUAUUGCGUCAGGCCCAACAUUGGCAUAGUCAAGCCCAAUGAAAAAUGUGACUUUACUGUUACUAUGCAAGCUCAGCGCAUUGCACCGCCUGAUAUGCACUGCAAAGACAAAUUUCUGAUUCAGAGCACUGUCGUCCCGUUUGGAACCACUGAAGCUGACAUCACAUAUGAUAUGUUUGCAAAAGACAGUGGGAAAUUUAUUGAGGAGAAGAAACUAAGGGUAGUCCUCAUCAGCCCAACAUCUUCUCCGGUGUUGCUUCCAGUAAAUGGUUAUAUGAAGCAAGACCCAUCCUACGAAAUUGAUGCGCAAAAAGAUAGGGUGCCCAGUGGAGUUGAAAACAUACCUCCCCUUCGCACAGUUUCUGAGGAAGUUAAAGGUUUGGAACCAAUCCAGCAUGAGAAGGAGGAUAGAGCAGAAGGGGACAUUGUCCCAAGACAAACUGAGAAUGUGGUUGACACGAAGCCAGCGAAAGACGACGUGCAGAUGAAUUUAGUUAACGAAUCUGAGGAAUUGAAGUCAAAGCUUAGUACAAUGGAUUCAAAGCUAAGAGAGGCUGCGCUAACCAUCACUAAUCUGAAUGAGGAGAGGCGCAGGAACAUGGAAGAAAAAGAUUUGCUGAAGAAAGAGUUGGAGGUGUUGAAGAGGGCAUUGAAUACCAAAGGAACUCAGGGUGGGUUUCCAUUUCUAUUUGUUUGCAUGGUUGCUCUGGUUAGCGUGGCAGUUGGAUAUUAUAUUCAUCCUUGA
Sphenostylis stenocarpa is the source of this 888-nucleotide messenger RNA. NCBI's taxonomy places the organism in Eukaryota, Viridiplantae, Streptophyta, Magnoliopsida, Fabales, Fabaceae. The record is from the annotation of a GenBank genome assembly.